AUGCCAGAGCCUGCAAAGAAAGCAGUUUCUGCAUUUACCAAGAAGCCGAAGACGACAGAGGUGACAGCUGGAAGCACAGCUGUGUUUGAAGCAGAGACAGAGAAAACCGGCAUCAAGGUGAAAUGGCAGCGAGCUGGCACAGAAAUUACCAACAGUGAGAAAUACGCUAUCAAGGCAGAAGGAAACAAGCAUUCACUGACAAUCAAUAACGUAGGAAAAGACGACGAUGUGACAUAUGCUGUAAUAGCUGGAACUUCCAAGGUCAAAUUUGAGCUGAAGGUCAAAGAACCAGAAAAGAGUGAGCCAGUUCCUCCUGCUGAAGCUUCUCCUGCCCCAGCUGCCUCAGAGUUGCCUGCUCCACCGGUAGAAAGCAACCAAAACCCAGAAGUUCCACCUGCUGAGGCUCAACCAGAAGAGCCUGUAGACCCUAUUGGGCUCUUUGUGACACGACCUCAGGAUGGAGAAGUUACUGUUGGUGGAAACAUCAUGUUCACUGCCAAAGUUGCAGGUGAGAGUCUGCUAAAGAAACCGUCAGUGAAAUGGUUCAAAGGAAAGUGGAUGGACCUGGCAAGCAAAGUGGGGAAACAUCUCCAGCUGCGUGACAGCUAUGACAGAAACAACAAGGUGUACAUAUUUGAAAUGGAAGUCAUAGAAGCUAAUAUGACUUUUGCAGGAGGGUACAGAUGUGAGGUGUCUACCAAGGACAAGUUUGAUAGUUCUAAUUUCAACCUGACAGUGAAUGAGGCACCAGCAAGUGGAGAAAUGGAUAUUCGUGCUGCCUUCCGACGCACGAGCCUGGCAGGAGGGGGCAGACGGAUGACUUCAGCCUUUCUCAGUACUGAGGGAUCUGAAGAAUCUGGAGAGUUGAAUUUUAGUGCCCUACUCAAAAAGAGAGACAGUUUCCUGCGCACUGCAAGUCGAGGUGAUGGAAAAAGUGAUUCACAACCUGAUGUUGAUGUCUGGGAAAUCCUGAGGAAAGCUCCUCCUUCUGAAUACGAGAAAAUUGCUUUUCAGUAUGGUAUCACAGAUUUGCGUGGGAUGCUGAAACGCCUCAAACGCAUUAAGAAAGAAGAGAAAAAAAGUACAGCAUUCCUCAAGAAACUGGAUCCUGCUUAUCAAGUGGAUAAAGGACAAAAGAUUAAAUUAAUGGUCGAAGUUGCCAAUCCAGAUGCUGAUGUGAAAUGGCUGAAGAAUGGACAGGAGAUCCAAGUGAGCGGCAGCAAAUACAUUUUUGAGGCCGUUGGGAAUAAGAGAAUAUUGACCAUAAACCACUGCUCUCUGGCUGACGAUGCAGCCUAUGAAUGCGUGGUAGCUGAGGAGAAGAGCUUCACAGAAUUGUUUGUAAAAGAGCCCCCGAUCCUGAUCACUCACCCCCUGGAGGAUCAAAUGGUGAUGGUUGGAGAGAGAGUGGAGUUUGAAUGUGAAGUGUCUGAGGAAGGAGCUACUGUGAAAUGGGAAAAGGAUGGUGUUGAGCUGACACGGGAAGAAACAUUCAAGUACAGAUUUAAGAAAGAUGGAAAAAAGCAAUAUCUAAUUAUUAACGAGUCAACCAAGGAGGAUAGCGGACACUACACAGUGAAGACAAAUGGUGGGGUAUCAGUUGCUGAACUAAUUGUACAAGAGAAAAAGCUGGAAGUUUAUCAGAGCAUUGCGGAUCUGACAGUGAAGGCACGUGACCAGGCAGUCUUCAAGUGUGAAGUUUCUGAUGAAAAUGUGAAAGGAAUCUGGUUGAAAAAUGGAAAGGAGGUGGUGCCAGAUGAAAGGAUAAAGAUCUCCCAUAUUGGCAGGAUCCAUAAGCUAACUAUUGAGGACGUUACACCAGCUGAUGAGGCUGACUAUUCCUUCAUUCCUCAGGGAUUUGCCUACAACCUUUCUGCCAAGCUCCAGUUUUUGGAGGUCAAGAUUGAUUUUGUACCAAGAGAAGAACCUCCCAAAAUCCAUCUGGACUGUCUGGGUCAAUCCCCUGACACUAUUGUUGUGGUGGCUGGGAACAAACUGAGAUUGGAUGUUCCCAUAUCAGGAGAUCCAACACCUACUGUCAUCUGGCAGAAAGUGAACAAGAAAGGUGAGCUUCUUCAAAUCAGUGAAGAUUCUAUGACCCCCUCAGAAAACAGCAGUGAUUUAAGUACCGAUAGUAAGCUUCUAUUUCAAUCUGAAGGCAGAGUUCGUGUGGAAAAGCAUGAAGACCACUGUGUCUUCAUCAUUGAAGGAGCUGAAAAGGAGGAUGAGGGAGUAUACCGAGUUAUAGUUAAGAAUCCAGUGGGAGAAGAUAAGGCUGAUAUCACAGUCAAAGUUAUUGAUGUUCCUGACCCCCCAGAAGCUCCCAAGAUCAGCAACAUUGGAGAAGAUUACUGCACUGUGCAGUGGCAACCUCCUGCAUAUGAUGGUGGGCAACCAGUACUGGGCUAUAUUUUAGAGAGAAAAAAGAAGAAGAGCUAUCGAUGGAUGAGGCUGAAUUUUGACCUUCUAAAAGAGCUAACCUAUGAAGCCAAGCGAAUGAUUGAAGGAGUAGUUUAUGAGAUGCGGAUUUAUGCUGUGAAUUCUAUUGGCAUGUCCCGGCCAAGCCCUGCCUCACAACCCUUCAUGCCAAUUGCUCCUCCAAGUGAACCAACACACUUUACAGUGGAGGAUGUCUCCGACACCACUGUUACCUUGAAAUGGAGACCCCCUGAACGGAUUGGAGCAGGGGGAUUAGAUGGCUAUAUAGUGGAAUACUGCAAAGAUGGAUCUGCAGAAUGGACUCCGGCUCUUCCUGGCCUAACUGAGCGAACAUCUGCACUGAUUAAAGACCUGGUCACAGGUGACAAACUUUAUUUCCGUGUAAAGGCUAUAAACUUGGCUGGUGAAAGUGGAGCAGCAAUAAUCAAAGAGCCCAUUACUGUUCAAGAGAUCAUGCAGCGUCCCAAAAUCUGGCUGCCGCGCCAUCUUAGACAGACUCUGGUGAAGAAAGUGGGUGAGACAAUCAAUAUAAUGAUACCUUUUCAGGGUAAGCCUAGACCCAAAAUAAGUUGGAUGAAAGAUGGUCAAACUCUAGACUCCAAAGAUGUGGGAAUUCGGAACAGCAACACGGACACAAUCCUUUUCAUUAGAAAGGCAGAACUUCAUCACUCAGGAGCAUAUGAAGUCACUCUUCAAAUAGAAAAUAUGACAGAUACAGUUGCAAUAACAAUUCAAAUCAUAGAUAAGCCUGGCCCUCCUCAGAAUAUAAAACUGGCCGAUGUUUGGGGAUUUAAUGUUGCCCUGGAGUGGACACCUCCACAGGAUGAUGGCAAUGCACAGAUCUUGGGCUACACGGUCCAGAAAGCUGACAAAAAGACAAUGGAAUGGUACACUGUUUAUGACCACUACCGUCGUACAAACUGUGUAGUGUCAGAGCUGAUUAUGGGCAACGAAUAUUUCUUUCGAGUCUUCAGUGAAAAUUUGUGUGGAUUGAGUGAAACUGCUGCAACUACCAAAAAUCCUGCCUAUAUCCAAAAAUCAGGCACCACUUACAAGCCACCUAGUUACAAAGAACACGACUUCUCUGAACCUCCUAAAUUCACUCACCCUUUAGUAAACCGGUCUGUGAUUGCAGGAUACAACGCUACGCUCAGCUGUGCAGUGAGAGGAAUCCCUAAGCCAAAGAUAUUCUGGUACAAAAACAAAGUGGAUCUCUCUGGGGAUGCCAAAUACCGCAUGUUCAGUAAACAGGGUGUGCUGACAUUGGAGAUUCGGAAACCCACUCCAUUUGAUGGAGGCUUUUACACCUGUAAAGCCGUUAACGAGUGUGGUGAAGCUGAAAUAGAGUGCAGACUGGAUGUCAGAGGUAAUCAGAUCAAUAUUAUGGAUGACAUUAACUCUGCAGGGAAAAACCAACAUUAAUGGUAUUCAAAAAAAAAAAAACCAACAAACCAAAACAAAAAAACACCACCAAACACUGCUGUAACACUGUAACGGGAUGGAAACUGCAGCAACAGCAUAGCAGCAAAGCCCUAGAUUGCAGCAAGUGAGGAUAUGCUCAAAAAAAAGUAGUCCUGGACACAGAAACAAAGGAAAGAAUCUGCCUACCUUCAGAAAGCCUCAGGGACAUAGGGAACUCCAGCAAGAUUCCCUCACCUCUACUGCCAACUCUUAAAUGAGGUCUGGGAAGGGCUGGAUCCUGGCUCCAGCCUUUCUGGUCACCAGGUGCAUUACAUGCAGCUGAGCUCCCCUGGAUUGGCCCUGCCUUCCACCAGGUGCUCAAUCACUGCUUCGAGACAUGACUCAGCAUUUCCACAACAAUUAGCUAACAUUAUCUAAAUUAGUCUACAUUUGUUGAUUACACACAAAAGCAAGAUUGUGUUUUUCAGGCUAAACUGUUACAAAAUAAUUAAAUUACAUGCUAGGCAACACAGGGCUUAAGAAAGAUAACGUAUUUCUGAGUUGGUGUUUCUAAAGGAGAUAGCACAGGAACAGAGGUCUAUCAACAAACACUGCAUUGCGUAUAAUUGUUCUAAACUGGUGAGCUGUAUUCUACAAUGGAAGUUUGAACUUCAAUGCUACGACUCCACAGUUACAAGCUGCUAGAUAGAUGUAAGAGGUAACAUAGGCUAUGUUGCAAACAAUUUCCAGGUGGACACUGAUAAUUUGUUUAGCACCACAGUAAGGAAUAUCAACAAUAUUUUCAGUGAAGCCACUUCGUUAGGACUAUCACAGAUAAAAACAACCAUGACAGAGAUUCCAUAUUUAUGUUCAGCAACAGGUCUCAAUUUAAAAUUAUCUUCCUAAUAACUUUUUUUUUCUUUCCCCAUUUUCCAGUACCUCAGUAAGACUGAAUUUCAAUUCAUUCACACAGCAAGGUAUGAAUCAAAAUAAUUCAGCCAGAUAAAGGAACAACGGGUGCUUGGUUAUAAAUAAGAAUAAACAUUGUUUGUUUUUUGUUAGGCCUAGUGGAAUUUUGAUUAUCUGGGGGUAUGUGCACAUU
Messenger RNA from Centrocercus urophasianus (Greater sage-grouse), 4942 nucleotides. RefSeq names its product myosin binding protein C3 (gene MYBPC3). The record is from RefSeq and is a predicted model, not a curated record. Bases 1 to 3861 code for a protein of 1286 amino acids. Lineage: Eukaryota; Metazoa; Chordata; Aves; Galliformes; Phasianidae. Gene Ontology annotation, molecular function: protein binding. The transcript is spliced from 33 exons.